AUGGCGGUGAGUACUCUCACAUUCCGGCUCUUAUUUGCUGACUCAUUGAAAUUCGUUGCGGACGAACCAGAGAAGCGAAAGCGUAAGAAGCGCCCUCGUAAGAGGAAGAACAAAACCAAUUGUCCAAAUCCAGGACGAAAGAGGAGAUCGCGAGCCCGCAUGGCCGCAGAAGCUGCGGCUAAUCCACCACCGCCACCAAAGUCUGCUGCGGCGGCAGUAGCCUUCGUGGCAAAGACGCCCCGACAAGAGAUGCGAGAGCGGUACUUCGCAAAGCUAGCGGCGGAGGCGGCGGUGGUGGCUGCAGCUGAAGGAGAGGAAGAAGAUGAAGAAGAGGACGAAGAGGAAGAAGACGAAGACGAAGACGACGAAGAUGAAGAGCCCGUACCGAAGAGACGGCGUAUCCGCCUCGCGCGGCGGUUCCCUCGUUGGGACCCAGAUGACGAUGAUGAAUGGGAGAUUGAAGAACCCAUCAGACAUUCUUCUACUUACAAACCACUUGGGGAGUGGUGUCUUGUUUUCUGGCGAGAGUCAGGAAUCAAGGCGGUAAACAGUAAGGGUGACCAAGAGCAGUUGAAGAUCAAGCAGAAGGAGUCUCGCGAACUCGCUGCGAGACUCGCCGCUUUUGGUGGACAUACCUGGACCGGAGGGGUCCACACUAUCGAGUUUUCCCGAUCAUCUCAUGACGGGUUUGACUUCGAUAAGCAGAAGGGUACAUUGCCAAACGUGACCAAAGAGACGCGUAAGUUCUUCGACACCUGCAAGCCCCGCUCCGUCACAGUACUCAUUCGGUCCUUUGAUGGUCUGGCGACGUGUGAACUGCCGUUCGAGUCACUGUUGAAGAGGUGGGGUGACAAGAUACUGGACCUUGUGUUCCAGUCAGGUGUCGUGAACGAACCGCUUCUGUCGGUUCCCCACAUGAUUGGCGCCCUUGGGCUAUACUGUAUAGCUCCUUACUCGGCCGCGAUCUUCAAGGCAUAUUUUGCUGAUCGUACCGGGGUUAGGGUUGGCGCCGUCGUGCGUCUCCUGUUCGAGCAGCUGAAGGUUCUCGGCGACUCUAAACAGAGAGACCAGACGGGCACCCGGAACAGGAACAAGCUACCAGCCGCCAAUGAUCUAUGGACCGGUUGA
This is a messenger RNA of Pseudovirgaria hyperparasitica, 1128 nucleotides long. RefSeq lists its product as uncharacterized. The transcript has 3 exons. Lineage: Eukaryota; Fungi; Ascomycota; Dothideomycetes; Acrospermales; Acrospermaceae. The record is from RefSeq and is a predicted model, not a curated record. Bases 1 to 1128 code for a protein of 375 amino acids.